Molecule: messenger RNA, 279 nt
Organism: Lachancea lanzarotensis
Lineage: Eukaryota; Fungi; Ascomycota; Saccharomycetes; Saccharomycetales; Saccharomycetaceae
Gene: DAD1
Product: LALA0S02e09274g1_1
Exons: 1
Coding region: 1-279 (92 amino acids)
Cellular component (GO): mitotic spindle; spindle microtubule; mitotic spindle pole body
Source: RefSeq, a predicted model, not a curated record
AUGUCUGAGACCACCAAGAAAGAUGAAUCUUUUUCAAAUGAGAUUUCAGAGGGUGAUAAGUAUUUCAUUGAGCAACGGGAUCUGAUCUUACAGGACAUAAGUCAGUCCAUGGAUUCGAUAUUGAAUAAUUUGAACGGGCUUAACAUUUCCUUGGAGAACUUCAUCGCAGUCGGUAAGGAAUUUGAAAGCGUUUCCGAUCUGUGGAGUAAAUUCUAUGCGGGCGUGUCAACAGUAGACGAUGCUCAGACUUCUGAAGAUAACAUAACGGAAAACACGUAA